AUGGAUUCAGAUACUUAUCAGCAAGUUGUUGUGCCUGCGAGAGCGCAUUUAUCGGAUGAGACUUUACCAUACUAUACCGAUCCCCUUCCGCCGCCUUACACGCCCUCCCGGGCCUCCUUCGUACAAUGGAAAACCGUACCCUACGAUCCGGAUGUCAAAUACAAACCACGUUCCGAGAGGAAGGAUAGAAGAAAUGCAUUUAUCUGUGUAGCCAUCGCAUUCACGCUUCUCGUCGUUCUUCCGGCCGCGAUAUUCGGGAUUGUGGUAGCGCAGGUUAAUCGGUCGGAGGGGUAUGUGCAGAGACAGGCGUGUAUGGGGAAGCAUGGUGGGGUGGCGGAGUCGGUUGUUGAUGGGGAGGGGAGGUGUGGAUGA
This is a messenger RNA of Glarea lozoyensis ATCC 20868, 372 nucleotides long. RefSeq lists its product as uncharacterized. NCBI's taxonomy places the organism in Eukaryota, Fungi, Ascomycota, Leotiomycetes, Helotiales, Helotiaceae. The record is from RefSeq and is a predicted model, not a curated record. The transcript is spliced from 2 exons. Bases 1 to 372 code for a protein of 123 amino acids.